AUGAGGGAGAGUCAAGGGAGGCAUGGAGCAGAAUCCAGUAGUAGGAAGGGUAGGGCAACUCAGAGUUGGAACUUCUUAUGGGAAUUGAAUGUGAAGCAUAAGCUGAAGCAUUUCAUUUGGAAAUGCCUGCAUGGCAUUUUACCAGUAAAUGCAGUUGUUAAGGAUAGUAAUAAGGGUGAAGGUGAGAUUUCCAAUGGCUGGAGUUUGGCUCAGAAGGGCUGGAUUAAGAUAAACUCAGAUGCUGCAUUACAGCAGAAGGAAGGUUUGGCAGGUUGGGGAAUGGUUGCAAGGGAUUGGAAAGGGAAUGUUCUAGGAGCUUGGGCAAUACCAAACUCUAGUUGUUCCAAUCCAAAGCUAGAAGAAUCAAUGGCAUUAAGAGCAGCCAUGGUGAAGGCGAAGCAGCAAGGAUGGAGAAGGGUGAUGUUUGAAUCAGAUUGCCUUAUGGUGGUGGAAGAGAUUAACAGGGAGCAGACUAAUGUGAUACGAUCAGUAGUGUUAUCUGAUAUCUGGAAACUUAGAACAAAAUUUGACGAAUGUUGUUGUACUUUUACCCGAAGAGUAAACAACUCUGUUAGUCACACACUUGCCAAAAUGGCAUUAAAGUUGAGAGAACAAACUGAAUGGAAGGAUGUCUUCCCAGACUGGCUGCUUGAGCUGGGGCAAGCAGAUGUUGCGGGCCGUCGCCCAUCUUUUAUGUAA
Messenger RNA from Coffea arabica (coffee), 699 nucleotides. RefSeq lists its product as uncharacterized. Gene Ontology annotation, molecular function: nucleic acid binding; RNA-DNA hybrid ribonuclease activity. Lineage: Eukaryota; Viridiplantae; Streptophyta; Magnoliopsida; Gentianales; Rubiaceae. The record is from RefSeq and is a predicted model, not a curated record.